Molecule: messenger RNA, 3937 nt
Organism: Caenorhabditis auriculariae
Lineage: Eukaryota; Metazoa; Nematoda; Chromadorea; Rhabditida; Rhabditidae
Source: the annotation of a GenBank genome assembly
AUGACGAUUUCCUAUUCGGACACAUUCAUCCGGCUUCUUUUUCGGUGGAAAGGCUCAUUAUGGAAGGCGAUUUGGAAACAUUUACUUCUAUAUUUGUUAAUCUACUAUUCAAUUAACGUCUUGUACAGGUGCGUAUCGAACUCUUUUUUUCACUUUUUUUCUUCCGUUCUAGUAUUCAAGUGAUUUUUCUAGAUUUUGGAUGACCGCAGAACAACAAGCGAUCUUUCUCAAAUACGUAGUUUUAUUUGAUAAUUGGACAAGAGAAAUUCCGCUCACAUUUCUCCUUGGUUUCUAUGUCGCCAUGAUCGUACGAAGGUCGGUCGAAUUUUUUCUUUCUUUUUUUUUAAACUGUUUUCUUCUUGUUAUUGAAUGAAACUGAAAAGCUUGAAAAUUUUUCCAAGAGUUCCCUUCGAACUCAAAACUGCGCGUUUGGCGACCUCCCCGUCGGGGCAGGCCUGAGCGCAGUUCUGAUUGAAUCUGACCUUUCUUCUCUCACUGAUUGAAAAAUUCAGAUGGUGGGACUGCUGCCAACUGAUCAGUUGGCCUGACCAUCUUCUCUACAAUGUUUCUGCACUUAUUCGUGGCCAUGAUGUGAGUCUUUUUCUGAAUUUUUCAGCGUGAUAAUGAAUUUUAUUGUAAGAUCUAGAAAGUCGAAUAUUUGUUUCCAUGUUAAAAGUAGUUCACGCAAAAUUUCCUUCUAUCUAUGACUCUCCAACUUCUAGUUAUCUUUUUUUCUCUGAAGGCUAUUUCGAGUUUCGCGAAAUCACUUUGAAAAUGACAUUAAAAGACUAUAUAAACUUCUGCUAACCAUGAAUUUUUCAGGCCGAAACGCGAAUAAUCAGAAAAACCAUCGCAAGAUAUGCAAUAUUAACGUCAGUAUUAGCUUGGAGAAGUAUAUCACUACGGGUUUUGACGAGGUAUUUUUUUUUUCAAAAGAACAACUUACGAAAACUUGAAACCUCUGACCGUUCUCAUAACUCUCAGUUUAAAAACGAGAAUUCCAGGGGAAAUAUAAAAAGAGAUGUUUAUUUUGGCGAGGUUGGCCGAUGGUUGCACUUUGAGGUACCCGACAGACGACCACCUCGUGGACUCGGGACUGAUGACGCGCGAGGAGCUGUUGUUGUUCCAGUCGAUCACAGUGCAAGUCGACCCGCACCAGGUACCUCUUCCAAUCACUUGCGCAAAGACUUUUUAGAUACUAUCAAUAUACCAAGAAAGGGUUUGUGAAUAAACAUGGCUUGAGAAUUUAGCGGAAAGUUUCUCAGUCGUAAUGAUGCACGUACGUAGAUUGAAUUUCACAAAAAUUGGAAAAAAGACCAUGAGUUUUACAGAUACCUCAAAACUAUCAAAACCAAUCAAUCCUUGUUCAGAUAGAAAUUCUGGAAGCUGCUGAUUCUCCAAAAAUCUAAUAAGUUAAAAAGAAUCUUAUUCUCUAGAUACUUUAGAUACAAACAUAAAAUUGGCGAUGGCAGCUACUAUGAGAGAUAUUAUUCUUUGAAGUCAGAUCGGUAUUUUUUUACAGAAAGUUCCAAACUCCAUGCACAGAAAAUAAUUUUUUUAUUACACAAAAAGGUUUUUUUUUAUGGCCUGUUGAAUGUUCGAUGAAACUCUCUUUGAGGUCUUCUUGCUCCAACUAACAUAAUCUCUGACUAAGAGGAAAUAUUUAGGAACUCUAUUUAUUUCUCUCUGUAUUCAGUGUAUCAUCUUGCUACUUUUUUUUCAAAUUGCUCAUCCGGCGGUUAGACUUUCCUUGUUAUAAUGAAAUGAUUUACGAAAAACCGUGAAGGAUUGCAGAAGUGGUGGGUGCCGCUAAACUGGAUCCAGACGAUGAUGGUCCGCUGCUUCGAGAAGGGCACCUUGACGCACACCAACGAGCUCCGCGUCCUGCUCGACGCCCUCGAAAAGUACCGUAACGGCUUCUUUCAACUGUUCAUCUACGACUGGAUCGCGAUUCCACUCGUUUACACGCAGGUGACCGUUCGCCCCCAAUCAUUUUGGCUGCUUUCAUGACGUCGCAACAAAUGCUAACGCGCAAGUUGGACGAGUUCCGCGACCGUAUUGCCCGCAUCUUUCUCUACGAUUGGAUUUGCAUUCCGCUGGUGUACUGCCAGGUGGGUGGGGCUCUGCCUCCCAGCCCGUCGUCAGUCCAGCUCAAAUCAAUUCAAAAUCCCUCUGUUGCUCUCCCCGGUGUCGUCCUUUGCAAUGUGAAGAUCAUUUUAUGAUGAUUGAGGCGCGAUUCUAGUCGAAACUAGAAAUAACUGAAGAGCUUGGAUUUAAGUAAACAUUUCAAAACAAUAACGCAUCUUAUGUUAUUAACUUGUUAGGGUUGAUGUUUUAAAUCCGAGACUUCGAAAAUAAUUUUCCAAAAUCAUUGCGGAUUCAAAGUCAAAAACAGAAAAAUACUUAGUGGAUGGUACUGAAACUCGACGGAAUAUUUGAGAAACGUUUUUUUGAACUUAGAUUACGCGAAAUCUAACCAUUUCCAUUUUACUAAUUAACAAACACUAAAACUAAAAUAAGAUACGAUAAGAAUAGCGAAAAGAACCGGUAGUUGAAAUAGAAUCGUAACAUUAAGGAUGAACACUCUGCAAAAAGGACGGGGGUACAUUUUUGGAACAAGUAUGAAGGUGAUAAGAGAAAUAAGGAUUCCUUGAGGACUCCGAAGUGGUAUCAUAGGGGCAAUCAUAGGGGGUCUUUGAGGUCUACCUCCCUUACCCUUAUAAGGGUUGACCUAAGGGCUAUUUUGAUCUUGUAAACCGGAAAAAUUGUGAAACUAAAAAAUCUUGCGGACCGAGAGAUCGUAUUCAACAAGCCUAACCAUCUGAUCAUUAAAUCACAAGAAUAAGCUUAUUCUUUUUCAACAAAUUUUAAUCUACACUAGCUAUGAAAGUUCGGAACCACAAAAUAAAAUUUCUACUUUUGUUGUAGCAAUGAUUAGGUUACGGAGACGUAGGAAAAAUCAAAAAGGAGUUAACAUUUAAUAUCAAAGAGUGAACAGAAAAUUACCAAAAAACAACAACAGCAGCGAUUAUCUGUGCGCAAAAUGUCUCAAGGGGUUUAUUUGUUCCAAUUUGAUCCCACUAACAAUCUCUAAAAGUUUACUAAUCAGUCCCAUCGUCAGGUGUCGACCAUAUCCGUCUACGGCUAUUUCGCCUUCGCUCUCAUCGGCCGCCAGUUCCCCAGCCAGAACGAAAACCGAGAAGUCAUUGAUAUGUGAGCCGACAAUUUCUCUCUUCAUUCUGUUUUAUUCCUACUCUCAGGUACGUACCGGUAUUCACGAUCCUGCAAUUCUUGUUCUACGUUGGGUGGCUGAAAGUUGGGGAGGAUCUCAUGUUUCCUUUCGGGGCCGAUGACGAAGACUUCGAGUUCAAUUAUAUUUUGGAGAGAAACUUGGAGGUUUGAUAGGUCUCUGAACACAUUUGAAGGGGGUUUCUCAGGUGGCUAUGCUAAUCGUGGAUGAUCUACACAAUCAAGUUCCGCCAGUCUAUGUUGAAUCUCUCGACGACGACAUUCAGGUGGUUAUUUGUUUUGUUAAUCUAACAUAUUUUCUUCUUCUUUCUGUAAAUUCUCACAACAGUUUUAUCAAAAAAGAUACGAAGUUUUUUGCUCACAAAUUCCUCGUAUGGAACUCUACCUUUUUGAAUCACUAUGUAGUCAAUGUUUAAGAAAGUAUUUCAGUUACUUCACACUCACGCCUCGUCCCGACUACCGGAUCAUCCACAGAGGCAACACCUCAGAAAGUACAAAUUCAAGCCAGAUGCCAUUCAAAUUACCUACGGGGACAAGAGUUCGAUCGAUUUCAUCAAAAAUAUCAAAAUUAAACGAAUUUUCAGCUGGUCCUAACUCGGUGGAAAUGCCAACUUCCAAGUCGAGCGUACUGUCUUUCACUGAUCUCGAAAACAUGGCUAAUGGGCCGCCACGAAAGCCCAAAUUUUAG